CCUGUAACAAGGGUCCCUACUGAACUUUGAAUGUUAUUUGUUUCAAUCUGUGUUAAAAAUAUAGAACUAUUUCAGUAUCUGUUGUUACUUUGAAGUAUGGUUAUGUUAAAAGAAGAAGCAUAUGAUGUUUUGGAAUUACCUGUUGGUGCUGAUCAAGAUUCAAUUCGCACAAGUUACAAGCGUCUCGCCCUGAAAUGGCAUCCCGAGAAACACAGCAGCUCGCCAGAGUCAGUGAAGAAAUUUCAGCAAGUAAGUCGAGCUUACAAAUGUCUGGCUUCAGAUAGCAGUAAUCCCAAGGAUAUGACUUUGCCAGAAAUGCUGCGACUAUUUCAAGAAGUCUUCUUCUCGUGUACACUUGGUACAUUGAACGGCUCUGGUUACAACACAUCAGAUGAUGAUGAUUAUGAUGAUUCUGAUGAUGAUGAUGGUUUGCUGUACAGAGCGUUCGGAGAUAAAAUCAAAAUGAAACAAGAACUCAAGAAAAAACAAGCAAUAAACACAACAUCAAGACAUCUAACUUCAGAGGAAAUAUCAAGAAAUGCAGAAGAAUUAAUAACGGAAGAAGAAAAAGAAAAGAAGAGAGCUGAGAAAAGAAGAGCCAAAAAGAAAAGAAGAAGAGAAAGAAAGAAAAUAGAAAAACAAGAAAAUCCUAAGGAAGAAAAUGAAAAAACUGUUUUGAAAGGAAAGUCUUCUGAAACAGAAAAAGGGAAGAAAAGUGAUAAAAAACUCCCAAGUGGUACGUCUUCUGAAGGAGAAAUGAGUUUUGAUCCCACAUCUGCAUUUUUCACAAAAGUUGUAAAUAAAAAAAAGAAAACCCCGACACAAGAAUCUUCCCAGACAUCUAAAAAGGACCGGUCAAGAGAGAAGGCCCAGCAUGGUGGGAAGAGUGAGGAGGAGGUGGAAGAUCUCGAUCCAUGUGUAUUGCGAAGCAGGCAACUAGCAAUACGAGGAAAUGAAAUGGCUCAAACUGGGCACUACUUGCCAGCAAUAGAAUUGUUUACAGAAGCUAUUAAACUUGAUCCUAGGGAUUUUAGAUUUUUUGGAAAUAGAUCUUACUGUUUCGAUAGAAUACUACAAUAUGAAAAAGCAUUGCGAGAUGCGGAAAAAGCUAUAUUACUGGCAAAAGAUUGGGCCAAAGGUUAUUUUAGAAAAGGCAGAGCUCUUGCGGGUCUCAAGCAAUUUUCCGAGGCAGAAAAAUCCUUUAUGCAGGUUUUAAAGUUGGAUAAAAAUUGUGAAGAUGCUGUGCAAGAACUUUUACGUGUACGAACACAUCAACUGACAGAAAUGGGAUUUUCCCGACAUCAAGCUGAAUCUGCGAUAAAAAAAUAUGGGUCUGUGCAAGCUGCUUUAGAUUCACUUUUAGCAGGUGUGGUAGCUGACAACUCCUUGUCAUCUGAAGUGUACAUGUCUGACGAAGAUGAGUUUUUAACAACACCCACUCCGGUGAUUCCACAGCCAACACCCUUACAACAGUCCCCACCGGAUGGGAAGAUGGACCCACAAAAUCCGGAAGGUCUGACAGCAUUGUGGGUUGGCAAUGUUUUACCUCAAGUUACAGAAAAAAAAUUAACACAAAUGUUUCAAAAAUAUGGUCAAGUCACGAGUGUGAGGCUUCUACCAGAAAAAUACUGUGCUUUCAUUAAUUUUAAAUUCCCUGUAUCAGCUGGAAAAGCUAUGCAACAGUUACAAGGAGUUGAAUGUGAAGGUCAGAGAUUAUUAAUAAAAUUUCCCGACAACCCAAUCUGCAAUGGUAAUGUGAUGAUAAGAAAAACCUCCCAGCAGUCACAACCCUUGCAUUCACAACACCAGCUGCUACAACAACAACAGCAGCAGCAGCAGCCUCAACAGUCAAGUAAAACCUCUGGGGCUCGGACACAGCAAAAGCAAUCUGGGCCCGUGAAUGGCGACGAAUGCUAUUUUUGGAGAACAACGGGAUGUAUAUAUGGGGACAAAUGUCAUUUUAAACACGAACCUCAACACAAGGGCGUAGAUAAAAAACCGUGGCAAAAGUCGGAUACAUUAGACAGUCUGGAAUAAGCAUUUGGUCUUCUCUCUGCUAACAACAUAUAUUAUAUUCUCUGCCAGCUGUCAGAAUCUGAGUAGUCUCCCUUGUGAAGAGUACUCUCCCUUCCUCCACAUGUUGCCUUGCUUGGCUUUGAAAUACCAAUGAAAUUGAGUACAGACAUUGACUGAAAUAACUCUUCAUGGAUUUAUUACUAAGAAAGACUUCUUGUUAUAUGUUUUCAUAUAUACAAUCAUGUUUUAUUUGCUGAAAGAGGAUUUGAAUCCAAUUUAUAAACAAAAUGUGAUGCUUUUGAUGUAUGGCGCGUGGACUUCAGCUCAUAGUGGAAAUAUUACUAAUAUAAGACGUAUUUUUCUGCUGUGGGUUAUUAAAUCAUGUUUUCAGUGAAAAACAAUUAUUUCAGUUUGAUAUAAUCUGAGAGAUUGUUUUGUUUUAGCAGUAACCAAGCACUUUUUAUUUGUUUUUUUAUUAUCUCUGUAAAUAAGUACUUGUCUGAUCGGUCAAGAGGCUUCUCUAUAAAUGUCAUGACUGUUGGAAACAGUUGGUUGUUAUAUCACAGGUUAAAGCACUUGCAGUUUUAUGAUAGAGAGUUGUGUGUCACGUCCAGUAAUAACAGGUGGUUGUUACCAAAGAUAUACGAAACUUGGGAUGGUUGUCUGGGCAGCAGCCAUCUGCACAAUUUUUUUAAUUUUGGAACUUUUAUCUAUUGGGGUUUUUGUUGUUUUGUUUGUGUUUUUCAAGCAGUGGGUUAAAAUUUCAGGCAGUAGCUUUUGUUGUCAAAUAAUUUUGUACCAAUAAUUGGUUGACACUUUAUUAACUUGGCUACAGAUUUUUGAACCUAUCAUAUCACUACCAUAUCCUAAAAUCAUUGUAGGCUAUGAUGUCACUACAACACAAGCCAUAGUGACAUCAUAGCCUACAAUGGUUUUAUGAUAUCGAAGCACCAAGAUGGCCUCGAAAAAAACUGGACCCAGGCCCAUAGAAAUAAUAUCUGGAAUAGGGGUGGCACAAUCUCUAUUGGGAUGGGGUGGCACAGUCUCUAUUGGAAGGGUGGUGGUGGCACAAUCUCUAUUGGCAGGGGGUGGCACAAUCUCUAUUGGGAGGGGAGUGGCAGUCUCUAGUGGGGGACACAAGCUAGAUUUUUAUCUUUCUUUAUUUGGAGUAGAAAGAAACAAAUGUCCUCAAAUUGGGUUGGACACAGACCCACCCCCACCCCACACACACAUUUAUUAGGGGCCUGUUAACACUGUUUAAGUUACUGAAAUUAUAAAAAUACCUAAUUUGAUCUUGAUAUAUCAUUAAACAAAUUUGUUCUGAUAUUAACAUCAUUACAACAGUGUUAUUAAGUUUGUACUUGCUUCUCAUAGAAUAUUUCAGAAUUUUUCUCAUUGAACAUAACAGUUUCAGUGGUUUUUCCUGAAAACAAUUUUUUUUUUUUUUUUUAAAUGGACAGAUUUGUUGCUAGUGGGAACCAAGCUGGGUCUUGGGUCUCACUCCAGAGUUUCUUAAUACCCUGUUGAUACAUGUAGUUAAGUCUGUAGUAGGCAGUGAUGUGUACUUAACCAGGAAGCUGAAACAUUGUAUAUCUGGUUUAGGAAUGUCUUUUUUAACAACAUACUGUUCAUAAUAUCAUACAAUCUAUUGUUCCGGGUUGAGUGUUUGAAGCACCUUGCUUCAUUCAGUUGACAAAAUUGUCCAACUAUAUUCCUCUCCUGUUCAUUCCAUUUCAAAUAAUUGUCUUACUCUUGUAAUGCUUACAGACCAGUGCUGUCCAUUUUGUUUCUCAGUCAUGACAAAAUAACAAAACGAGGCAAAGAUUUCACUUUACAGUGGUGAUAAUUCCAUGCAUUUAGAUUUCUUUUGAGGCUUUAUUUUGUUUUUAUUCUCAGAUCCCAUCAAUGCAAGUUCAGCUAACUUCAUACUCGUACGUCAUUGGUAAAGGAACACAUAUAACUUAAUAGUCACAUGCCUAAAUACUUUGACAUUGCAUUUAUUCAGAUAUGGACAGAUCUCAUAAUUCACCAGACCUUAUUUAAUUACAGUAAUUAUAUCCGAGAUAGGGCAAGUUAAUGAUAACAUAAUCACUUUUCUUCAUUACAAUUACUUUCAUUAUGAUUACUUUCUGAUGUUUUGACGGACAGACAGAAAUAUUGUUUAUUAAAGGGACUGUCCUGGGUUUUCAGCCCUAGAAUGACUUCUGUUUGUUCCCCCAACAAAAUAAACACACAUCCUGCUUUUUAAAAUGUCUAACCUUGACAAGUUUUAAAUAUAUUUUAUAUUGAUAAAUACAUUUCAAAUUAACUUCUGCCAAAUUAUUUAAAAUUUCAUUUGACUAUUGGAAGAAAUAAUCAGUUGUUAUGUAUGAAAUUAUUUUAGACAAAAAUCAAUAUUGAGAUGUUGACAAACAUUACGAUGUCCGGAAAUGUAUUCUAAGCAAGACAAUUGUAAAUAUAAUAAUGUAAAAAUAUUUCAUAUGUUGAAACCUUUUUAAGUGGCUACAAACUCUGGAUAGUCCACUUACAGUUUGACCUUGAUUAUAAAAUAUACGGUCUCCUUCAGGGGAAUGUGAUGUCCCUCCCUGGGAAACCUGGGAAACUGUAGUGUUCAAAAAUAGAUCCACAUUAUAACACAUCAUUCAGCACAAGGUACAACAUUCUAUUUUUAUAUUUGAAUUUGAUUAAUAUAGCACUCAUUUGGGUCUGGGAUAUUAUAUUGAUAUUUUUCAUCCAGUACUAUGUUCAUACUAUUUCUAAACCAACUAUAAUAUUAUAAUAUGUAAAUUUGAUUAAUAGAUGGAUAGUACUCAUUUGGGUAUGGGAUAUGUUGUUGUUUUUCUUUCAGUGCUAGGUAAUUUAUAACUACAUUUUUGAACUGACAUGUCACUAAUCCUUGGCAAAUUCAAGGUUACACGUUUGUUAGGGCCGCACUCUUACCUUCUCGUCCAAAAUUAGUAACUAUUUGACUUCCGAUAGCAGGUAGCGAGUUUAAUAUCCUAUUUUUGGCAUAUUUAAAUUAGACUAUUAAAAAUAUCAGGGGCAGAUUCAGAGGAAACCAGUGUACCAAUAGAUUAAUAAAUUGGUGUGCUCUAGUGGUGUCAUUAGACAAAACAAACUAUAGGGUUUUUUACUAAUCCGUCCUGUAACUUCAUUUACCAGUUUUAAAUAAACUCGUGAGUUUUUACAUCAACAGAUGUAGCAAGCUGUCUUGAUGUGGUGGGUGGAAUCUAGUUCAGUGGGUAGAGCACUCACCUGAGAUUCGUGGAUUGUAGGAUCAAAUCCCCUCAGAAGACUUAUUCUCAGGUGGCUUUAUCCAGCCUGGGCUGUCCUGUCUGUGGAAAUGUGCAUAUAUAAAAGAUCCCUUACAACUAAUGAAAAAAUCUAGCAAGUUUCCUCUGAAUUAUCAAGUGUUUGACCUACAUUAGCCGAUGACAAAUAAAUCUAUGUGCUCUAGUUAAACAAAACCAACUUUAACUGCCUUGAUGCAACAUGUAUGUCUUGUCUAAUCAUCGUUUUUAACACACUGCACAACCAAAGCUAAGAAUCUGGUUGUUCUCAUCGUUUUAUAAUACCCAAGUAUUUUUAUGUAAUCUAGAUUGAAGCCAGAAGCCAGACGCCAGAAGCCAGUACAUGUACAUAUAGAUAUAGAUAUAUAUAUAUAUAUACAUACACAUACACAUACACAUACACAUACACAUACACACAUAUAUAUAUAUA
This is a messenger RNA of Gigantopelta aegis, 5736 nucleotides long. RefSeq lists its product as uncharacterized. The transcript is spliced from 24 exons. The record is from RefSeq and is a predicted model, not a curated record. Bases 97 to 2037 code for a protein of 646 amino acids. NCBI's taxonomy places the organism in Eukaryota, Metazoa, Mollusca, Gastropoda, Neomphalida, Peltospiridae. Gene Ontology annotation, molecular function: RNA binding; protein binding; metal ion binding.